UCUCCAGAGAAAAGUUCACGCCAAGGAAGACGUCCGUUGCCAUGGAUACGGCUUUGUUACUUCUCGUUCUUCUCAACCUGAUCGCACUCACAUUCCCCGCAGCUAUUCCGCCCAGGAUCCCGCGUUUUCUCAGAGAAAGAUUGCAUAUCACACACAAAGAAUAUAACUACCUCAUACGUAACGGCUAUGUGACGCCAAAAAAUUACGAGUUCACCUUCGAACCCGAAAAAGAUGUACCGGUCGUUACUGAUGCGAUCUCAAGGUUCCAAGAGUUCUACAAGAUACCAGUCACAGGGGAGCUGGAUGGGAGGACGAGGGGUGUGAUGUGGGAACCAAGAUGCGGUUAUCCAGACCUCGGAGAAGCGUUACAUAACGAGACGCUGGAGAACAGGGCGGGGAGAGGAGAGCAUCAUCGUGUUCGACGGUAUGACAUCGCAGAUGGACGUUAUAAAUGGGACACAAGUCAAAUAACGUACAGCUUAGUAAAUUUCCCAACGCGAGGGGGUAUCAAACUCUCUGAUCUUCGGAGCACGGUAAAACGCGCUUUCGAAGUCUGGAGCGACGUCACGCCUCUCGUGUUCACCGAGCUCCACGGUCACCAAGUCAACCAGGCCAUGGUCAGGAUAGCUUUCCUUAAGGGACGUCACUCGCACGACCUCGAGCAUCCGAUAUUUGAUGGGCCCAACGGUGACCUUGCCCACGCCUUCUCGCCCAAGAGCGGAUGGGGCGAAGUCAACGGCGACAUCCAUUUCGAUGACGACGACGUGUUCACCCUUGGAAACGAUGAUAGAGGCUACAAUUUUUUCCAGACGGCAGCUCACGAGAUAGGCCACGCCCUCGGGUUGGAUCACUCGAAUGAUCCGGAUGCACUUAUGUGGCCUCAUUAUCAUUUUAUGAGAAACUUUGAGUUACCUGAAGAUGACGUCAGAGGGAUCCAAGCUCUGUAUGGCACGAAGACCAAUCCUAAAGUACCUAGUGUAAGAAUAGACCAGGGUAUAAGACCUAAAUCAACAUUAGUACGACAGCCUCUGAAGAAAUCCUACUGCACAUCAGGGUACAGCGCAGUAACUUCAAUAAGUGGCAGUAUCUAUACAUUCAAGGGUAAAUUUUACUGGCGUUCAUGGCGCCGAUUACUGGUAACCCCUAAAGACGGUCGUAAGAUUAAUGAUAAAUGGUACAAUCUGCCUGCUAAUAUCAGAGCAUCGUAUCAGAGAAGAGACGGGAAGACAGUCUUCUUUAGAGGUGCCAAGUAUUGGGUUUACUUCGGUUCACAGAUGGAGCCCGGGUACCCCCGACCAGUAGCAGAGCUUGGUCUCCCUAAGGGGGUAGAUGCUGCCCUGUCAAAGACCAAGGCCAAGACCUUCUUCUUUAAAGGAGGCCAGGUCUGGCGAUUUGAUGAGAGGAGGAAGGUGGUGGAUAAAGGAUAUCCGAAGAAGAUCGAAGAAGUCUUCACUGGCCUUGGGGAUAAGGUCACGGCAGCUUUUCACCAUGAUGACGGAAACUCUUAUUUGCUACGAGGAAAGAAGUACUAUCGUAUAGCCAAAGGGAAGUACCAAGUUGAUCCCGGCUACCCCAGACAUUUUACCAGCGAUUUUCUAGGAUGUGCGUCGGUGACAGCGUAACCAUGGCAACAAUUUUACCUCAACGAACCUUUGAUGUUGCUGCGAUUCCUCGUCGACGAGCAACGAACUUUGGAGGGAUGUUGACUUUUGAAAACAUUACACAAAUGAUUGUAUAUCAGUACCUUAUUUUACAGCUCUGAAAUUUGACAGCUGGCCAAAUGCACAUGAUGAUGACAACAGGUGGCGCUAUUAACAUUUUGGAAAUACCACAGAUUCAUGAACGCUGAUGAUCUUCAAUCCGUUGCAGUCCAGUGUAUCAAGUCAUAAAUUCUCCUCCUUACUGCAUGGGUAUAGGUGAUAUUCCCGGGUUAAAAUGCGUUUUUAUUUUGUUUUGUGGAUAAUGUAUUGUCCAAAAUAUAUUAAAAAAAUAAAUUAUCUUUUAUCCAGAAUCUAUGGUUAGACUACACUCCACAUGGAAGUGUGAUGUUAAAUAUUCUGAUAUCAAUUGAGUCAUAUUACUCUCAAUCAAACUGCCCUCCUCCCCCAAAAAGAAAUAUAUAUAUAUACACGCAUACAUAAUAAUUAAUGGACACAGUUUCAUGGUAGCGCAAUGUCCAAAUAUUGGCAUAAAGAAUUCCUACAGACUAGUGGGCCUUAAGCAUAAACUAUAACCAGAAUAUUAGACAGAUUAGGGCUCCACCAUAUUAUUUUUUUCCAAAAUCAUCUUAUUAUCAAAGGCUGAAUAUUCCAGAGUUUGUAUUUCUUAAGAUGUGGAUUAUUUGAAAGUUAUUGUUAGUGAUCUAAAGCAUAAAUUGAACAUUCCUCAAAAAGAACUUUGAUGACAGUGUGAUGAAAAUUUUGCCCAUUUUAAAGUAAUUGCUGUUUGUUUUUAACCUUACUGUAUUUGGGUAAAAUACUGCCCCAAAUUGGUUGGACACAUAAUCACCCUCGUGCUGGUUAAGAUUUUACCCAAUAUUUAUUACAGUGUAUAAUAAAAAGGGUUUUCAUAAUUGUGUUACGAUGCAUGAUGGUAUUAUUACUUAACCCUCAAAGUAUUAUCAUUUACUCAAGGCCACCUCUCUUUGGUCUGCGACUCGAUUUCGGAACAAAACAAUACGGUAAAAUUCAAUGUGAACAUUGAGACUUGGAACAUACUGUGUAAACUUCUUAACAACCGUACGAAUACUUAUGUUCAAAAUAUGCUACCAUCAUUAUAAGAAUUGAAGCUAAUUGAAUAUCCAGUCAUAGUGACGUCUUAUCAAUCGUGUAAUUGGCCACGAAUAGACACCAAUUUGGUAUUUACUCCAAAAACGCUAGCAAUCAUUCAAAAUUGUUAUAUUAGUAUAUUCUUACCCUUGAUUUGAAACGCAAAUAAAAAAUACUUUUCAUUAACAUUUUGAGAAAAUAAGUAGUUACACUUGCAGUCACUAUACAAGCACUGUAAGUGCUAAAUUAGCACUUCAUUUUUUACAGUGUAAUUUAAUUCUUAAUUUGCCCCUUCCUCUCUAUAUUUUCAUUAAAGAUGUUAAACCCCAUGAACUCGGAGAAAACACUUUUGAAGGUAUCAUCUUUAACAAGAGUAUAUUCAAUUUAAAGAAUCGCAUAUUGUAUUCAAUGCUUGUAUUCACGUUUCCCCGAGUGUGAGAAGGGCAUAUGCAUCUGCAUAAGUGUUUUAUAAGAGAGUUCACACGUAGAUUUAUGUUCCGUAAUUAAUAUAUUAAACUUGAUCUGGUUGGCGGUAUUAACAGUUAUCAUCUGUCGCAUGAACACGGCUGUUUUACCAUGCAUUGAAGGCCAUACAGUGUGAGGUUUUACUUACAUCUCAAUGCGCACACAUCUGAUGAAAACGCUUAGACAGAAAACACGAUUAAAGUUAAAGUUUAGAUUAUAAUAACGGAAUUAAUUUUACGUGUGAACUCACAAUUUCUCUUUCAUUACAAGAACCUGAAUGAAUGAGGGAUUUUUAACAGAACUAUUUUGUAUAUAAGAUGUAUAUAUAGUUUCACCUUGUUCUGAUGUUUUUGAUAAAUAAAUGUAUAGUAUUUUAAUUAUGCUGAACGUGAGGUCGGAGAGAUUGUUGAAAUAAUAUUUACCAAUGUAAUGUGUAGAGGAAACCUACAUCCGUCUCUACUAGUUAUGCAUUUACCUCAUUCUAAAUAGUAAUAAAUGUUGUUUUUUCCAAAUUGAUUAUUAAUUCAUUUCCUUUAGUAAAUUUCGUCUCAUCUGUUUAGGCUUAGAUAUUAACAGAUUUCAUAAAUUUUAAUUUGCAUAGUUUGACUCAUUUGGUGCGCGUAAUCGGUAAUAAACUGAAUUUAGUUUUGAGCGUUGCCGUUUUAUCCUAUGAAACAAGUAAAAUAUGUUGAACAAGAAUGCAAACUUGUGGCAUUUUAAGAUGAAACAAAAAAUAGCAAACCACUUAAUGUGGAAGAUAAAUUUAUGAUGACUUCUGUGGCAACACAACCAGAAAGCAAAUUUGUCAUUUUACCAUCUUUAUGUUAAUUGAACCUGUAAAUUUAUGCAUCUUUUAAAAAAUCGUAAUAUGAUUUAACCAUUUUCAAUUGUCCCGUACAAUGUGGGUGAUGUGAAAAUGUCAAUAUAUGAAAUAUUCACUUCGUGAUCAUUAUUUUUAGAUUGAUAUAAUCUUCUCUACGUGUCUUGUCAGUUGGGAAGUCUGAUGAUGUUUUGUAUGUAUCAUAAUAGUAUUUUGUCGUCAAUAUUUUGUGUAUUUGACAAUAAACUUGAAUAGAA
This is a messenger RNA of Lytechinus pictus (painted urchin), 4310 nucleotides long. RefSeq names its product 72 kDa type IV collagenase-like. Bases 42 to 1622 code for a protein of 526 amino acids. Gene Ontology annotation, cellular component: extracellular matrix. NCBI's taxonomy places the organism in Eukaryota, Metazoa, Echinodermata, Echinoidea, Temnopleuroida, Toxopneustidae. The record is from RefSeq and is a predicted model, not a curated record. Gene Ontology annotation, molecular function: metalloendopeptidase activity; zinc ion binding. The transcript has 10 exons. Gene Ontology annotation, biological process: extracellular matrix organization; collagen catabolic process; proteolysis.